This is a messenger RNA of Knipowitschia caucasica, 834 nucleotides long. Lineage: Eukaryota; Metazoa; Chordata; Actinopteri; Gobiiformes; Gobiidae. The record is from the annotation of a GenBank genome assembly.
AUGAGCGCUGUGAACGGAGACGGAGGAGGAGGAGGACAGAGGUCAGAGUGUGUGGAGGAGGAGGAGGUCAGAGUGUUUGGAGGAGGAGGAGGUCAGAGUGUGUGGAGGAGGAGGAGGUCAGAGUGUUUGGAGGAGGAGGUCAGAGUGUGUGGAGGAGGAGGUCAGAGUGUUUGGAGGAGGAGGAGGUCAGAGUGUUUGGAGGAGGAGGAGGUCAGAGUGUGUGGAGGAGGAGGUCAGAGUGUGUGGAGGAGGAGGUCAGAGUGUUUGGAGGAGGAGGAGGUCAGAGUGUUUGGAGGAGGAGGAGGUCAGAGUGUGUGGAGGAGGAGGAGGUCAGAGUGUGUGGAGGAGGAGGAGGUCAGAGUGUGUGGAGGAGGAGGAGGAGGAGGAGGAGGUCAGAGUGUGAGGAGGAGGUCAGAGUGUGUGGAGGAGGAGGAGGUCAGAGUGUGUGGAGGAGGAGGAGGUCAGAGUGUGAGGAGGAGGAGGAGGUCAGAGUGUGUGGAGGAGGAGGAGGUCAGAGUGUGUGGAGGAGGAGGUCAGAGUGUUUGGAGGAAGAGGAGGUCAGAGUGUUUGGAGGAGGAGGAGGUCAGAGUGUUUGGAGGAGGAGGAGGUCAGAGUGUGUGGAGGAGGAGGAGGAGGAGGAGAGGUCAGAGUGUGGAGGAGGAGGAGGAGGUCAGAGUGUGUGGAGGAGGAGGAGGUCAGAGUGUGUGGAGGAGGAGGAGGAGCUCAGAGUGUGUGGAGGAGGAGGAGGUCAGAGUGUUUGGAGGAGGAGGAGCUCAGAGUGUUUGGAGGAGGAGGAGCUCAGAGUGUUUGGAGGAGGAGGAGGUCAGAGUGUGA